AUGUGGAAAGUAUUUACGAAACGCUGCAAGUCGAUCCGGUUGGAGCUCGAGCGGGCAAUAGCCGAUGAAAACACGAGCCAGUGCUGUCUUGGGGUCGAGACAGCGAAGCACUGUGAGGCUUCUGCAGAACGCACUGACCAGCCUUCAGCUCUGUGCAAAAGUCAUUCAACUUCUGAGCUGCUACCGACAACCAGUAACAACGCAAUACCUGAAAAUUAUCAAAAUGGUGAAUGUCUUUUGACGCAGCAAAAAUACGAUUCUGAAAUCGGUAACGCAGAAGCCCAAAAUGAGGCAACUUCGGCACUUAAUCUCGCACUUAAUGGAUCAUUGGAUCCCGCUACAGAGCCAACAGCAAAAACAAAAGCACCAGCGACAGUAGCUACCGAGGGAACAGCAAUGAUCACAGAGCAGCUUUCGCAGUCUUCAUCCUCAGUUCCGAAAAAUCCUGGUUUUACAACCUCAUCACCUUUUAAAGCCGGGCCUAGCAUAGCUUCAUACUCUCCAGUUGCUGCUGUUCAGCCGAAACUGAACGACCUGACAACACAUUCACCACCACCACCGGAGAAAUCAUCGCAGCAGCAGCAGGCAUCACCAUCACAAGCUUCAUCUCCACAAAGCAAUCGGCCAGUGGUAGCGCUGACACCAGCUGAGAAGCGAAUUGUGGAUGAAAUUAUGCGUGAUAGCUUGCAGGAGUUUGUCGAGGUAAAAUUUAUUGAGUCUAUCAACUGA
Molecule: messenger RNA, 729 nt
Organism: Gongylonema pulchrum
Lineage: Eukaryota; Metazoa; Nematoda; Chromadorea; Rhabditida; Gongylonematidae
Source: the annotation of a GenBank genome assembly